CCCCCGAACAAACGUGCCGGCUGGCUUUCACCUGCAAGAUAAAUCACUUACGAGGUGAGCUGUGAGCAAGCAUAACAAUCUAUGUCUGAUCCGAUGGACGACGCCAAGCCGCGGAACCUUGGCGGCUCGCUGCCCGUGCCCAACGUGCAGGCCCUCGCCGCCCGGACCGACGAGCUCGCGCUCACGCCCACCCUCCUCCGCCGCUACGUGCGGCCUCAGCCCAACACGGUCGACCUGCGCCCCGACGCCCCCGCCGGCGCGGAGCAGGAGCAUGUCCCCGUCAUCGACCUGGGCCGGCUCCUCGCAGGCGGACGGGAUGAGGAGGCCGCCAGGCUGCGCUCGGCGUGCGAGGACUGGGGCUUCUUCCAGGUGGUGAACCACGGGAUACCUGAGGAGAUCCUGGAGGAGAUGAAGAGGAACGUCAUGGAAUUCUUCGCGCUCCCGCUGGCGGAGAAGGCGGCCCUCGCGCAGGAGCCCGGGGGAGUCGAGGGGUACGGCCAGGCGUUCGUCGUCUCGGAGGAGCAGACGCUCGACUGGGCGGACAUGUUAUUCCUCCUCACGCAGCCGCCCAGCUACCGCGAUCUCCACCUCUGGCCGUCCCGCCCUUCCACCUUCAAGAAUUGUUUGGAGAGCUACUCUGUUGAGGUGCAAAGAGUGGCAGGCGAGCUGCUGGGAGCCAUGGCGGAGAACUUGGGCGUGAGAGACCAUUCGGACUUGACAAGGCUCGCGGCGUCACAGUCAGUGAGGAUGAACUACUACCCGCCUUGCCCGGAGGCACACGUGGACAGGAUGCUGGGCCUGUCGCCGCACUCGGACGCCGUCGGGCUGACGCUGCUGCUGCAGGUCAGUCCGGUCCCCGGGCUGCAGAUCAGGAGGAACGGUGGCUGGCUCCCGGUCACGCCUCUCCCCGGCGCCCUCAUCGUCAACGUCGGCGACGUGAUUGAGGUGUUGACCAACGGGAAGUACAAGAGCGUCGAGCACAGGGCGGUGGUUAACACACGCGAGGAGCGGAUGUCCAUGGCGACGUUCCACAACGGGAAUUUCGGCACCACGUAUGGGCCACUGAAGGAGGUCGUCGGAGAAGAGGAGCCGCGGUACAGGAAUGUCAGCGUCGAAGAGUACACCAAGCUCGUGUUCUCCAGCAAGCUCGACGGCAAGAACAUCAUGGAUGCCAUGAAGAUCAACUGAUAGCAAUACAUGGUCAUCAUUGUGGUGUCAAGUCUCUGUUAAUGAUGGUUGAGUUGAGGCCCGAUUGACAGUAAAGCCUUGCGAAAAAUGCAGUGACAAGGCUCAAUUCUGUCGGUGUCUUCAUCAAUAAGCACUAUGCAGGCACUAUUUAUUA
Molecule: messenger RNA, 1342 nt
Organism: Triticum aestivum (bread wheat)
Lineage: Eukaryota; Viridiplantae; Streptophyta; Magnoliopsida; Poales; Poaceae
Product: S-norcoclaurine synthase 1
Exons: 2
Coding region: 82-1188 (368 amino acids)
Source: RefSeq, a predicted model, not a curated record